Molecule: messenger RNA, 4346 nt
Organism: Ostrea edulis (European flat oyster)
Lineage: Eukaryota; Metazoa; Mollusca; Bivalvia; Ostreida; Ostreidae
Product: long-chain-fatty-acid--CoA ligase-like
Exons: 1
Coding region: 2531-4225 (564 amino acids)
Source: RefSeq, a predicted model, not a curated record
UUUUUUUUUUUUUUUUUUUUUGCAUUCUGCUGACAUCCCAAGGUUGAUCUGAAAUAUGUAUGGAAAAUAUAGGACAAGGUCUCGUGAUACCGUAUUGUAAUAAACACGAUACGGUCAGGUGAAGUAGCUCAUAAAACGGUGUUAAGAAAACAAAUCAAAAGUAAACAAUUUUGGCAGUUAUAUGAAAAAAUAAUACAUGACAAAUGUUUCUUGCUUUCUUUGAAAUACGUUCCAUUAGCAAAUGCAUCUCAAAAGCUAUGGCUCCUCAGUUUUCCGCGGUUUUUAUAAGAUUGAUUUUGCAUCACAGACAAAUUAUGCAUUUAAAGUGAUGGCGAGUAAUUUGAAAAUUAAUGUUUAUCAUGCAUGAAAAUUAUCAAAAGGAUUUAAUCAUGCAUACGCAAAUCAAAUGCAUGUGAUGAAGUCUCGAUUUUUAUUAUUUUUUUAAUUUUGUGUGUUCACAUGAGAUAUGAAAAGAAUGUUACAUGCUAAGAUCCACAUCAUAUAUACAUGUAUAUGUCAUAUCAGUCUGAUUGGCACCAUAACAACCCUUGGGUUUAUUUGGGACCUGUUGGCUGAUAUGACGCAUGAUAUAUGGAUUUCAGCACGUAAUAUUGUAUUAUCAUAUACUGCAGUCUCUCAUACUUUACAAUACAGUGUACAUAUUGUAUGCAUACAGUAUAGUAUUUUUGAGGAAAAUAUCUUUUGACCUGAUAUGGAGCCCGACUGGUGAUUUUACAUAAUGAUAUUCUUUUUAUCACAUGUGGGUUAAUUUAUUGCAUUUUAAAGGUAGAUUUUUAAUAUCUGAUAGUUGUCGAACUAUUGUAAAAACCUUGAUUCAUUGAUUAACAAUGUUAAAAACUUCCAUACAUUGAUUAAAUACAGCAAAAACUUUAAUACAUUGAUUUACUAUAGCAAAACCUUUGACAUAUUGAUUGUUACGAGGGAAUACGCAAUUCCCGGAUUGAUAUGCAUUUUUGUACGCCGGCCUGAUAUGUGAUAUGGAUUUUCGGACCGGUCGUUGAUAUUGGCUAUUGUGACGUCACACGUAUCGUGCAGUGCAGAAUCUGCAUAAUCAUUACCAAGUUUAUGAUGAAUAUUUGUUUUAAUUACUCCAUAUAUCUUGAUAUAGAUAGAUUAGAUAAAUACAAAACUGUGUUUAACGUUACAAUUUGGUUUAUUUCAAUAUUUAAAGCAUUAAUACUAGCUGUCAUUUUGGUGUUGGGAAAUUUAGUUCUAAUAUUGUGAUUUUCUAUAUCAAUGACAGAAAAAAAAUUAAUGUUUAUAAACUAGUUAUUAAUAUUUAAUCUGAGGCUCUGAAGGAAGCAUAAUUACACUAUUGUCUUCCCAUACAAAAUCGAUUUUUAUAUAAUACCAUAUGUUUAAUAGAACCAAAUUAUUUAACUUAGUUUUACGUUUAUUGACAAUAAUGGUUAAAAAUCAUAUUAGCACAUUUUUACUACAAGAUAGAAUUUCCAGAACUAGAGCUAAUAUCGCUUUGAUUUAUUCGCUGGGGAGGGAUGUCGCUUAGAGAUUGUUCAUAGUCAAUACAAGGAGUAAAUCAAGAGAAUGCCAGCUUAGAAAACGUCGCUUGAUAUUUGUCAAGUUUGUUUGUUUUUGUUUUUUGUUUGUUUGGUUGGGGUUUUUUUAUUUUUAUUUUUUGGGGGUUUUUUUAUUUUUAUUUUUUUUUUUUUUGGUUGUUUUUUUGUUGUUGUUUUUUUGGGGUUUUUUUUAUUUUGGCGAUUUUUCUGUAAAUACAUCCUCGUCAACGUUCCGACAAAUUGAAUAGCAGGGGAUUAGGUACCACAAUCAAUGUCAACAGAAUGUUGAUAACCAGCGCACUGAGAUUACGCAGUCUGUAUCCGUAUGUUAAACUACAUGUACAUUGUAAUUGUGAAUCAGAGCUGGAAAUUUUCAUCAGUAAUUAAGAAUUAAUAGCGAACAUACAUGUAAUAUCAUAUAUGUAGUUUUACUGGAUAUUUGAUAACCGACUGCUCCACUUUACUCCUAUAGUAUAAACCAACUUUAUUUUGCGAUUUACCCAUGGUAAACUUGUAGCGGCGACUAAUUUUCAAUCCGCGAUAGUUUUAAACAAAUACAAUUAGACUGAUUCGCGGUGAGAUAUAAUCGUGAUGACGAUUUUCUAGUGAAUCUCACGAAAAUUUCUCUCUCGCAAAUAGAAAUUGGUUUAGGGUGAAUUUAGUAUCUUAGGGAUUUGUUUGUAACAAAGAAUCAGGUGAAGCAGAACAAUGUUUAAACUUCUGAGAGUAAAUUGUUAAACGAAUUGCCAUCUGCCUCUUUGAUAAGCAUAAAUAACCUCUUUUCUCUUUAGAUUUUGAAAUUUGUCAAUAAUGUAAAUAAUGACGCGGCAAUAAAAGUGAUCAAUACUAAGGAGAGUAACAUUUGAAUGAAGUGAACUGAUUUUUAAUUGAUUUCUUUGACCACUAUCAUGAAAAUUAUACAAUCAUACACUCCUAUAUUUUUCACAAUGUGCGUUCCCUGACAUACAUUUUGAUGUUUUAGGCCAAUCAACAUGUCGAAAUUCAGCUAUCUGUCCAAACCACGGGAAAAACCGUACAGAUACUGCACCAUAACGGAACUAAUAGAGAAAAACACGGAGCGAUUCCCAGACCAUGAAAUCCUAAUUCACCGGGGCGUGGAAGGAUCACGUGAGGCGCUGACGUAUAGAGAACUAUACCUAGAAGCCUCCAAAUUAGCCAGGUUUCUCGUCUACAAGGGUAUUGAGAAAGGCGAUAAGAUAGCUCUGUUCGGACCAAACACACUGGAAUGGGUAGUUGGAGAACUAGCAAUUGUGUUGGCAGGAGGCGUAGCCGUUCACGUGACAAUCAGCGUCACUGACGCUAGAGACUUAUGGGAUAUUUUUCACGAAGCUGAUUGCAAAGCAUUCUUGAUUGAUCCGGGGAAAGGUGAAGCGUAUCUGGAUGCCAUUUUUCAGCUUUUAGCGCUCUUCCGACGUCGUCGUCCUUCGAGGGAUUAUAAGGACAUUGAUUCGAAUGACGCUACUGUUCUAUUUCUCAGACAAGUUGACGGAAUCCAAAGUUACCGCGAUCUGCCUGGGAUUCAGAAAAUGGAAGACUCCAGGGUACAGCUGCCCCCACUGUACCCGGAGGACGAAAUUCUCAUUUUCACGACAUCCGGCAGCACAGGAAAACCAAAGAUGGUUUCACAUUCUCAUUUUGAUGUCACCAAUAUUGACUUAUUUGAAAAAGAGCCAACGUCGGAGUCAAUUCGGGAGAAGAUGUAUAACGACAGACCGUUUGGUUGGGUAGGGGGGUCACCUGUUAUCCAAGUUAGUAAUGGCAUCACAAGAGUCUUUAGUGACUCCUCAGUAGCGAUUAAAGGCGCUGACGUGAUGAAAGUCUGGGACAUGAUCAAAGAUGAAGGAUGUUCUAAAGCCCUAUUGAUGCCAUAUUGCCUCGGUGACUUGAUCAGUCUUAAAGACUGUUAUAAGGAUGAGUUUAAGCUCGAUGUGAUCCUAUGUGGAGGGCAGAUGAUCGAUAAUUACUAUACGCAAGUUGUGGGAGUUUACACGAAAAGUCUCGUGGUGGUAUAUGGAUCGACAGAGGCGGGCUUUGUGACGAUGGGGUCAGCCUUGGAUGAAGGAGACGUGUUAGAAAUCGGCGAUGUAGGCGGUCCGUGCGGAGGAGUAGAACUUAAAGUCGUGGAUGAAAAUGGAAAGGUGGUUUCUAGAGAAGUAUCGGGAGAACUCUGCAUCAGAAGCCGUAUGACUUUUAAGGGGUAUUUCAAGAAUGAAGAAAUCAACAAAACGUCAUUUCUUGGAGACAAAUGGUUUCGUUCGGGCGACACGGCCAUGAUCACAGAAAACGGCAGCGUUUUCAUUCAGGGGCGGAUCAAAGAUAUUAUUUCCCGUGGCACCAGAAAAAUCAUGCCGGACUCGGUGGAAGACGUCAUCAUUCAGAUGGGCGGUCUUCUCCACGUGGCCGUUGUUCCUGUUCCAGACAGACGUCUGUAUGAAGAGGUCUGUCUCUGUUUUGUUCCGGAGAAAAAAGAGGAUGUUACGGUUACAGUGAAUGACGUCAAACGGUUUUGCGAGGAACAUUUUGAAGUCAGGCAAUCUGCAGACGGUCUUGGUGAAAAGCCGACAUAUUUCCUACAGUUCGAAUCGUUUCCCAUGCUCACCACUGGGAAACCAAACAAGCGAAAGAUAAAAUUAGAAGCAGAGAAACGCAUCAAAUCACAGGAGUAGUUCUACAAUUCUUCAUUUCACAUGUAUCUACAAACUAUCUAUCUUUAAUUGGAUCUUCUUCUUUCGAUAAGAAGCCAUAUCUAUAUAUUUUGUACUACAUGUAUGUUACUCGGAUAUGUAA